UUCUAACAGAAUGACCUAGCCUUAAUCCGAGGACCACAAAGAUAAGACGAACUUACAAAGGCAUAGUUAGCUGUGUUCCGUACUUUUAAUUGCUAGACUAGACUUUUGAGCCAGGAAGAGCGUUAAUGUUUUUGCGUGAAAACAUCGGCAGUUAAAUGUCUCUCAAAUCUUGUAUUGUUGCGUUGCCACUGGUAACCUUUUGUCUGAUAUAUAAAGUUGCCUGCUUGGUUGACCCGAUUGUCAAAAUUACGGAAACCAACCCGCCAGCAGAUCUAAUUACUCAUGCCGUCAAUGCCAAUCAAGGAGCAGACGUUCAGAUGAGCUGUAUGGUGCUGAAUAAACCUGAAAAUUAUGACGUCAAAUGGCUUCUCAUUACCAAUAUAUCUAGUGAGAUUCGUUUAAAUUCAAUUUCAACGGACACAAGAUCAUAUAAUGCAAACAAGUGGACCAUUGACAAGCCAACACCUACUACUUGGCGCUUAAAAAUCCAUAAUGUACAAGAUACAGAUGAAGGAACUUACGAAUGCAGACUUCAGGUCUUUGUACAGAACUGGAUCCUAUUUCCCAUUAAUCUUCAUGUAGUGAAAUCAGCUGACGUCCAACAGAUUUGCGACAAUGCUUGUUUGGACGUCUACUCACCGGUGUGUGGCUCAGACGGGAGGACCUACAGCAACGGCUGCUACCUGAGCUUAGCCAACUGCGGUAGGCCGGCGGCUGUUCACGUGACUCUGGCCAGUCAAGGUGCGUGUGGUGCUGCAGUUGUGGAUGUGGCUUAAGUGGAGGUCGUACAGGUCGAGAGAAAAACGUGUGACUUAUUUUGUGCUAAAAAUAAAUGCACAAUGUCUGCAGGUUGAACUUUGACCUUAACAUGUGACUAAAAAUAAAUGAACACUGUAUGCCUGUUGAA
Biomphalaria glabrata is the source of this 907-nucleotide messenger RNA. RefSeq lists its product as uncharacterized. The transcript is spliced from 4 exons. The record is from RefSeq and is a predicted model, not a curated record. The coding region runs from base 156 to 776 and encodes 206 amino acids. Lineage: Eukaryota; Metazoa; Mollusca; Gastropoda; Planorbidae. Gene Ontology annotation, molecular function: protein binding.